CGAGGGCGGAAGUUGUCUCUGUUUGUCCAUCAGUAAGAGCUGGAUGAGGGGAGUAGAGGCGUUGGUUUUUAUGAUUUUAAUCGUAAAUAAAAGUUAGCUUCUCUCUCUCUCACACACACACACGCAGAUUGAUGGAGUCCGAGGUUAAAGGAGCCGUGCUGCACAUCGUGGUGGUCGGCUUCCAUCACAAGAGGGGCUGCCAAGUGGAGUUCUCAUACCCCCCCAUCAGUGAUGAAGGUCAUGACAGUAACUCGUUGCCUGAUCAGUGGAAGUACCUGCCGUUCCUCGCGCUGCCUGACGGAGCGCACAACUAUCAGGAAGACACGGUGUAUUUCCUCCUGCCGCCUCUGAGCGAGGAGAUGAAGUGUGUGUACGGCGUUUCCUGCUACAGACAGAUUGAAGCCAAGGCACUGAAGGUGAGACAAGCUGAUGUCACCAGGGAGACGGUGCAGAAGAGCGUGUGUGUGCUUAGCCGAGUGCCGGUGUUUGGUCUGAUUGCGGCGAAGCUGCAGCUCAUCACACAUGCCUACUUUGAGGAGAAAGACUUCUCUCAGAUUUCCAUCCUGAAGGAGCUGUAUGAUCACAUGAACGGGUCUCUACGGUUCCCAACACUGGAGGGGUCACAGGUGUAUCUGGGUUUAUCUGCGCGAGAUUUAAUACUGCACUUUAAACACAAGGUUCUGGUCCUGUUUAAGUUGAUUCUGCUGGAGAAGAAGGUGCUGUUCUAUGUCUCUCCUGUGAACAGAUUAGUGGGGACCCUGAUGACUGUUCUCUCGCUAUUCCCAGGUAUGAUCGAACGUGGCCUGCCCGACUCCUCUCUCUAUCAUCCUAAAAGCAGCCAAUCAGAGAGUGGUGACAACAUCAAGAGCUCAGACCUCACAGAGAACACAGAAGUGUUUAUCACUGAGCCUACAGCCAACCAAUCAGAGGGCUCCACCGGUGCUAAGCUCAAUCCCAGCUCUCCUGAUUGGCUGGAUAAUGAGUGGGAGAAUCUGGACCCGAGUGUGCUGGAGGAGGGAGACGGAGGAAGAAGUGCACAGACUCAGAAUAUAGAGUCCGAGUCGAACACGCCCAUCACUGUUCAACCCAAAGCCGCGCCUACUCAGACUGCCCCACACACACACAGUGAAGCGCACACUCCCAGUACACACCCACACACACCUCUGCUGGAGGAGGACCGGUGCGGUCUGCCGCUCGCCAUCUUCACCAAGGGUUACCUGUGUUUACCCUACAUGGCUCUUCAGCAGCAUCACCUGCUCUGUGAUGUCAGAGUUCGGGGGUUUGUUGCUGGAGCAACCAACAUCCUGUUCCGUCAGCAGAGACACUUGAGUGAUGCCAUCAUAGAUGUGGAGGAGGCUGUGAUCCACAUUGCUGACCCAGAGUUACGACGUAUCCUCAGCCUGACCACAGCUGACCUGCGUUUCUGCGACUUCCUGUUGAAGAGUGUGAGUGAACACAGCGAGGACGUGUUUCUGGACGGGACCGGCUGGGAGGGAGGGGAUGAGUGGAUCCGGGCUCAGUUCACACACUACAUGCACACACUAUUAGCGUCCACACUACAGCAAGGUCCAGACAGCGAGAAGCUGCUGGCAGAUUACGGAUCUGCGUUCAUCUCCACCUGGAGGAUCACACACAACUACAGAGUGUGGUCUGGCACACACCACCCGGCUGUCACCGAGAUCACACCGGGUCACCCGUUCCAAGGUCAGUACAGUGUGGCGGAUGUGAAGCUGCGUUUCUCACACUCUGUACAGAACAGUGAAAGAGGGCGGAGACUGGGCAGCGCAGUGAUGAGCACCAGCAGAAGUGUAGUGCAAACCGGCAGAGCUGUAGGUCAGUCUGUUGGUGGAGCCUUGAACAACGCCAAGUCGGUGAUGUCAUCGUGGUUCUCAACACUUUCUCAGCCAGCGUUAAUACCGAACCCACAGUCUACAACAACCAAGCAGUGACCUGCCUCUCUCUCUCACUCUCUCACACACACACACACACACACACACACACACACACACACACACACACUGUCGUUGUUUCAUGUACUCUUAGAUUGAAUACACUGCUGUUCCAGUGUCUCUUUACCGUCUCAUCCUGAUCUGAGUGUGUUUACCUGAAAUUAGCGGCCUUAACGUUUACUGUCCAGUGUACACUGUCUGUCAUCGAUGCAUCGCUACCCUUCUCUGCCCCCCCCCCCCCCCGACCAAGUAUAAGUACGAGUGCCGUUUUUUUGGUACUCGUCAGUUCCGAUACUGAUAUUAAAAUGAGUAAUGUAAUUAGUAUUAAUUGGUCAAGGAGAGGCGUCAAGGAACAUUUUAUUCAGCUCUGUUUAUGUUGGUUGCUGCCAUGUUCUGUUAGCAGUGUACCACCUGUGCUGAGUUUUAUGUUUUGUUGUUUAAACACUAUCUUUGCUUAAUAGAGAGCGCACUCCUCAGGUAAGAGGUUUUCGCACUUUCUAUCAAGCAGUACUGUUGAAACAGUUUUAUCAGGUGGUUUGAAAUACAUCCAGAUUGCUGUCAAUUCUUGUCAUUUUCUCAUUAGUGCAACAACCUGCACUAGACUUGUGUCACAUAGUAUCACGUGGUAUCGGAUGUUAGUAUUUUUUGUGUGUGUAGAUAUAUCAUGUCUGUCUGGUGUAAAAUCAGAAAUGCUGCAUAUAAUAAGAUGAUAAUACAAUAAUAUAUUAACUUUUAUAUUAAUAAAAAUGAAUACACUAAGUGAAAUAUCUCAGAUUAGUAAUCACAACAGCUGUAGCAGGAAGUGAUCAUUAAUAAACACACUUAAAGCUAGAUGGCCUUUCAAUUUCAUAAAAUCGGUGAAAUUUAGUUCCCUCUGAAAUUUGGUCAUUGUGAUAUGUCUGUGUAAUCUCAUCUCAUCUCAUUAUCUCUAGCCGCUUUAUCCUGUUCUACAGGGUCACAGGCAAGCUGGAGCCUAUCCCAGCUGACUAUGGGCGAAAGGCGGGGUACACCCUGGACAAGUCGCCAAAUCAUCACAGGGCUGACACAUAGACACAGACAACCAUUCACACUCACAUUCACACCUACGGUCAAUUUAGAGUCACCAGUUAACCUAACCUGCAUGUCUUUGGACUGUGGGGGAAACCGGAGGAAACCCACACGGACACAGGGAGAACAUGCAAACUCCACACAGAAAGGCCCUUGCCGGCCACGGGGCUCGAACCCGGACUUUCUUGCUGUGAGACGACAGCGCUAACCACUACACCACCUAUUUGUGUAAUAUCUCAACAAAAAAAAAACACCCAGGCCAUUCUGUGGCUGGGAAGUUAUUUAAUUUGAGGGGAUUCCCUAGCAAAUAAUGUGCCUGAAAUUGCUUGACUUCGUGAAUCAAACAGACAGAGAAAGUCCAUGUGCGCAUGCACAGGUUUACCUGCUUCUUUUUUUGGGUCUUACAGUAAUUGGCAUCCAGUGUUGCAUUAUUGCCAUCUACAGGUUUAUCUUGACAGUGCGCUGACAGUUACAUCAUUCUGUCGCUAAAUGAACAGCUCAUCACACCUGAGGUGCUCGCUGACCACCGAUAUUUAUUAAGGAAACGCAACAUAACAUCUUGCGUAAGGAAUUCUUUGCAACAUACCAUCUUUUCUUCUCACUUUCCGUUACUGUAGUCGGUCUUUCACGUUUCAUUCGCACACUCACCGCCUCCAUUUUUCUAUUUUGCUUCAAAUUUGUAUCCCACAAUGCCUCGUGUGAACGGGGAAAGCCCACCACAUGAUGCAUGACAUAGGAUCUUGAAUUGGGUCAUGGUGAAGCAGGAAAAAAUAGCGGAGAAUUUAGGGCCAGGUGGACCUAAAUUCAUUAAUUGUUCUAUUUAAAAAAUUAAUAAAAAUUGGAAGUCUGUGAUUCGAAUUCAGUAGCUUUCAGUCCACUAAACAAAAAUAAUUGGAUGUCAGGGAAAAUUCUUUUUAUGACCUACACUUGAAAAAUCUGAAAGGCAGUCUACCUUUAAAUGCUGAGCAGCUGAGCACCCGCUGCUUAUUCAGUAAGCUGUUCUUCCUCACACACUACAAACAUUACACACCCAAGAUAGGCUUGUAAUCAUGUGGCUGAUUUACAGUACAGUGCCCUCCACAAUUAUUGGCACCCCUUGUAAACAGAAAAAAAAAAUCACUUUUUGGUGAAGUCGCUUCAUCUCACACUGAAAAAAUGAGGAGAGACUCCGUGCUAUUUGUACAAAGUAUUAAAUGCAGGGGUGCCAGUAAUUGUGGUGUGUGUUUUUGUUGAAAAUAAUUAUUUCUUGAGGGAUUUUUUAAAAAUAAAUUCAUUUUAAUUCAA
Molecule: messenger RNA, 4280 nt
Organism: Neoarius graeffei (lesser salmon catfish)
Lineage: Eukaryota; Metazoa; Chordata; Actinopteri; Siluriformes; Ariidae
Gene: avl9
Product: AVL9 homolog (S. cerevisiase)
Exons: 15
Coding region: 132-1949 (605 amino acids)
Cellular component (GO): cytoplasm
Source: RefSeq, a predicted model, not a curated record